GGCAAGUCGUCUCGCUUCUCACGCUACUUGUGACAACAAUAAAAGAAAGGCGCAUUAAUUCCUAAGGACACAAAUAAAAUCCCCGUUUCCUCCGUCGGCCGGGGCUAUGCCAUCUUAUUCAGUCACGUAGGAUUACAAACUCGUUACGGCGGUUGAGAAAACCUAGUCAGUCAGCUAGCUAGCGUCAGCUAACAGCUAGCUAGCGUUAGCUAACAACAGCUGCUAAGGCGGUUAGCCCGACGCCAGGUUUAAGCUGUGCGCUAGCUAGGCGCGUAGCCGCGUAUGUGUCCGUCUUCCCCUCGUAGGUGUGAGGCCGUUUUUACCCCGUCGCUCAUCUCCGGACGUGGUCUCGCCAAGAGAGGAUGAACUGGCUCUUCCCCCUGUCGUCCAAAAGCUCCGGACCGCUCCCACCCGUCAACAGCCUACAGCAGCAGAGACAGCGGCAGAUCGAGUCCCUCAAGGCGGCUCACGCCAGCCUUGCAGAGAUCCAGAGGGAUGUGGAGUACAGGAUACCGUUCACAGUCAACAACUCCACCAUUAGUGUUAAUGUCCUGCUUCCUCCUCAGUUCCCGCAGGAAAAGCCAGUAGUCAGUGUUUACCCUCCUGUUGGUCACCAUCUAGUUGACAGCAACAAUGGCACCAUGGUCACUAGCCCCCUCAUCACCAAUUUUGGAAUGCACUCAGACCUAGGCAAAGUCAUUCAGAGUCUACUGGAUGAGUUCUGGAAGAGUCCGCCUGUCCUGAUGUCUGGUGGCUCCACUGGCUUUCCAUACAAUUUGUACAAGCCGUCAGGCAUGGCUCCGUACCCUCCCCAAAGCUAUCACUACAGUCCUCGCCCCCCGGGGCCCAGCCCAGCCCCAGGCCCAGCCCCAGCUCCCAUGCAUCAUCAGGGGGGAGACACCACGCAUGGGCCACCUAGAGCUCCAGCCCCAUAUGGACUGAUAACUGACCUGCCACUAGCUGUACCUACUGGAGACUCGCAGGUUGGACUGAACGGCCACAUGUACAAGAUGCCUGAGAUCCCCGAAUUCUUCCCUGAACUCUCUGAAAUGAGCGUCUCCCAGCUGAAGGACAUGUCAGAACAGGAGGAUUUGUUGCUGGAGUUCUUUGUGAGCCUGCCGCAGCUCAAGCAGGUCACCAGCGACAAAGAAGACCUUGUUACCAGCAUAGUGGACUUGGCCAACAGGAAUCUUCAGAUGGAGCCGCGGCUGGAGGGGAAAAGACAGGAGAUGCUCUACAAGUGUGAGCACCUGACGCAGAUGAAGUGCGCCUUUGAGACAAAGACGCAGAGACAGCAUGAGCUGAGUGAGAGCUGCAGUCUGAGUGCGCUGCAGGCUCGCUUGAAAGUGGCUGCCCAUCAAGCAGAGGAGGAGUCUGAGGAGACGGCGGAGAACUUUCUGGAGGGACGCAGCGAGAUCGACGACUUCCUGGCCAGCUUCAUGGAGAAGAGAACGCUUUGCCACAGCAGAAGGGCCAAAGAAGAGAAAUUGCAACAGUCCAUCAACACACAUGGACAGUUUCCCACUGGCCAUUAAGACAUAAGAUGGGUGGAGAUCUGAUGGUGAAUAGGUGUCAUCUUAAAAGUCUGAAAGCUGGAGACAUGGAUGAUAAGCACACUAAUUCAGCAAUGAGGAAGAUGAAGAAAAUACUGAAGGUGAUGAUGGCAAUGACGUUUGAUGAUUUUUAUGAUGCUAGGCUUUAAGACAGUUUUAUAUCCGCUGUAGGGCAAAGAAAAACUAUGAGGUUGUUCCAAGGACAGAAAACGGUGUGAUCACAGAUGCCCAGAACUGCAAGUGUGCAUGACACACAUCAGCUUGUGUGUUUUGCCCUUUUUUUCUUUUCUUUUUUUAAAGAAUCACCAGAUAGCGUGUAAUUUUUACCACACAUGUAUUCCCCCUCCAGUAUGGGUUCUUGGCAGGUAUGGAGAUACUAUCUAUCCCUUUGCUUUUCCUUAAUCUUACCGCUGUCAGUUUCCUGCCAAACAAGAGCAGAGCCGGCUCUAGAGAAACAAAGCCGGCUCUAGAGAAACAAGGCCGGCUCCAGAGAAACAAGGGCGGCUCUAGAGAAACAAGGUCAGCUCUAGAGAGACAAGGCCAGCUCUAGAGAGACAAAGCUGUCUCAAAAGAAGCAAAGCCGGCUCUAGGGAAGCAAAACCACCUCUAGGGAAGCAAAGCUGGCUCUAGAGACAAAGCCGGCUCUAGAGAGACAAAGCCAUCUCCAGAGAAGCAAAGCCAGCUCUAGAGAAACAGUCGGCUCUAGAGGAAUAAGACAAGGUUUUGUCAAUGCGUGCACAUUCAGAUAUAAUGGAAGAUAUUUAACUGUCUUUGCCCAGUUUUCCAUUGGGCAAAUAAAUGCUGCCGUGAAGCUGUCAUUAAUGCCUGAAUGUCUGUGACUGCUGUCUUCUGACACCACUGUCCAGUCCUUGCCUUAUCGUCCUGGAAAGACCGAACUAAACACGGCAAACUUUGCAGAGAGAAGAAAACAAUCUGGAAAUGUCAAAAGAUGCCUUGUUUAAAGCGGUAUAAACACUAACUGUGUUUGACUGACAGAACUGAUUCUUUUUUUUAUUUCAUGUCCCCUCUCAGGCUCAGGUUCUGUUUACAUUGCUGUGUAAGUUAAACGCAUAUAGCUUGACACCUUAUCUGUCCUGAGAGCAGGCCAUGUAGUGAACUAGGAAGUAAAUCAGCCCACUGUUAGUCAGAAAUAAAACUGGUCCAAAGUGCCGAGUCAAGUCCACUUUAAAACAGACUGAGCGAGGCGGCGGCAGCGUUGUUAUGUAAGCCCGUAUUGAGGCGUGGAAAAUUCUUCCUGUGAAAAUGUCUGAGCAGUUUUGACCCCGGCGGCGUCCAUCAAGUUGGAAACUUCCCAUUUUGUUCGUAGAGGGCCGUGAAUAAUUGACGAGGAGUACUGUUGAAUUUGAACUAGCUUAUGGGCCUUUUUUAACACUGCAGAAAUACUUCAUUCUGAUGAUGAAUCAUGAAUACUGUACGUAUAUGUUAAUAAUGGGCUUUAUUGUUAUCAGAGACUCAGAAAUAUUGUAUUAUACAUUAUUUAAUUUGUUAGGGUAAUAAAGCGUU
Molecule: messenger RNA, 3077 nt
Organism: Lampris incognitus (smalleye Pacific opah)
Lineage: Eukaryota; Metazoa; Chordata; Actinopteri; Lampriformes; Lampridae
Gene: vps37a
Product: VPS37A subunit of ESCRT-I
Exons: 12
Coding region: 363-1535 (390 amino acids)
Biological process (GO): protein targeting to vacuole; ubiquitin-dependent protein catabolic process via the multivesicular body sorting pathway; protein targeting to membrane
Cellular component (GO): ESCRT I complex
Source: RefSeq, a predicted model, not a curated record